GACAAGAGUAGAAGCAUUUUUGACUGCUUACGAGUGCGUUUAUUGGAGUCUUUACUCAUAGACAGCAACUAACUGUAAAUCUUCGUUCAUUCUUUGCAAUGGAGGGCAAAUUGCCAAGGGAGCGGCUGUCAGAACACAAACGCUCCGUUCUAACCAACGAUGCCGUCAUCAAGCAAGGAAAGCAAUCGAGUCUGCAAGAAGUUAUCGAGUGGCGAGGCCGUGCUAGCAAUGUGGCCAGCGCCACGCAUAGCAACGAUUCUUCCAGUCAUCACGAUACGUCAAACAAGUCCAAAAGUCGUCCGUCUGAGGUUGAUGACGAAAAAGCUUCCGGCAGCGCCGGUAUCGUCAAAACCGGUGCUAUAGCAAGUUCGGAUGAAAUGGCUUUCCAGAAGGCGCAAGAAUCAUCCAAAAAGAUGGCUGCUAGACUUCCAACUGACCAGAAACGGCCUUCAAUGUCCGACCUGUCGUCCGCAUCGUCAAUACCCGUAAGCACGGAACAGACUGACGUUAAAAAAAGGAAAAAGAGGCGUUCCCGGGGAUGGACCUUCAAUGAUGUCGAAAGCGCCACAGAACGCUCAAACAAAAAUAUCAAGAUUACAAAAGCAGGGCCAUUUCGGGAUCAUAAGGACAAUGCUGAUAAACGCGGUAAUUUCGAAGAUGUUGACGGUAAACUGAUAUCUUAUGAUCAAGCCAGCACAGGUUCCUUAGCUGUGGAAGGAAGGCUUGCCAAGAACUCUGGACUGAGGAGAGAAGAUGCCAAGGCCGCUGAGAAACGAGAGUACAAUCGAGUGAAUGCUGCCCGAGCUCGGCUCCGCAAUAAAGAAAUGGUCGAGGAAUUGCAAAAGAACGUUAUUGAUCUGAAUGCCCAUAUUGUCGAAUUGGAACGAUCAAACGAAAUCCUCCGGGCUCAAGUCGAGGUUUUGGGCAGCAGGAGUCAGAGUCUCCUCACGACGAGCCAAGUACCGACAGCUGCGGCCCCUGAACAAGAGUUAGACCAUGUGCAGUCUUCCACAGCUGCAAUUGUUGCACCUAGUUUUAACACUCCAAUUUUUUCUGUCCAGCAAAGUGGUACAGGUACAGGGCAACCUUCCCCUCAUCAAAAUGUGGUUGCAGUAGAGCAACUGUUGGCUUCGAUCCUAGGAAGAAGCCUUCCCCAGUUAGAACAACCUCCAUCACCGCCAGCGCUUGACAAUCUAUCUUUGUUGCUAACGCUCGUGCAAGGGAGUAAUGGAGCCAGUAUAAAUUCCCAGCUGCAAAGCGGUCCUCCACAAUUCAGUGGUGCCGCGAUAGCUCCGCCCACAGCACAACCACUGCCUUCGACGCUCUUCGCGAUGAAUCCUUCCUUGCACCAGCAGCAACAGACUAUUCAUUCUCGGGCAAGACUCUUAAAUAUGCAGCAGCCGUUUGAUCCGUAUGCUCAUUUGUCGAGCGCUAAUUUACAAUCUGUUCUGCAAAACCUUCCCGCCGGGACCCUUUAUGCUGCUUUACAGCAACAAAGGCAAUUACAGCAAGGCGACGGACCUGGUUAUCCAAUCGAUGACAGCCUCCGCAACAAGAACGAUAACAAAUCCUCAUCAUUAGGGAAAGAUGGACGAUGA
Molecule: messenger RNA, 1598 nt
Organism: Phaeodactylum tricornutum CCAP 1055/1
Lineage: Eukaryota; Bacillariophyta; Bacillariophyceae; Surirellales; Neidiaceae
Exons: 1
Coding region: 99-1598 (499 amino acids)
Biological process (GO): regulation of DNA-templated transcription
Molecular function (GO): DNA-binding transcription factor activity
Source: RefSeq, a predicted model, not a curated record